GACCUCGAAGCGCAAACCCGCGCAAACACGGACUGGUGCUAAUGGUCCUCGCGGAGUGACGUAGGAGCCCGGUCCGUCGUCCCGUUCUACCUCGCGCUCCUCCUAGUCAGCCGCACGGCGUUGCUGCGAGCGCGCGUGCCACGUCCUUGCGCCGGGACUUCUCCAGACUUCUGCUCGCGUCCUUACGAGGGAAGAGAGAGCCCGCUUUUUCAAAAAAAAAAAAAACCAACCCAGCGAGCAUCGCCGAGGCGAGCAAGAGGUCGGUCGUCGUGGGGGUGCUCUUUUUUUUUUGUUUUUUCGGCCUAAAUCGCUUCUCCGCCGUGAAGAUGCGCGCGAUAGCCCUGCCGCUCGCGCUGGGGGUGUUCGUGCAGUGCGGCAUCCUUGCUGGAAAGGUGAACAAACACAAGCCAUGGAUCGAGACGUCCUACCAUGGCGUCAUCACUGAGAAUAUGGACACUGUCCUGCUGGACCCGCCACUGGUCGCCUUGGACAAAGACGCCCCCGUCCCCUACGCAGGAGAGAUCUGUGCGUUUAAGAUCCACGGGCAGGAGGCCCCGUUCGAGGCAGAGGUGCUGAACCGGACGUCGGGGGAAGGCGUCCUCAGGGCCCGGGGCCCAAUCGACUGUGAGCAGCAGAAGGAGUACACCUUCAUCAUUCAGGCGUACGACUGUGGUGCCAGCGCCACUGGAUCCAACUGGAAAAAGAGCCACAAGGCGGUGGUUCAUGUCCAGGUGGAUGACGUGAACGAGUUCUCACCGGUGUUCCGCGAGCCCGUGUACCGGGCCGCAGUGACGGAGGGGAAGAUCUACGACAGCAUCCUGCAGGUGGAGGCGUGGGACCAGGACUGCUCACCCCAGUACAGCCAGAUCUGCAACUACGAGGUGGUCACGCAGGACACGCCCUUUGCCAUCGACCGCAACGGAAACAUCCGGAACACGGAGCACCUGAGCUACGACAGGCAGCAGCACUACAAGAUCCUGGUGACCGCCUACGACUGCGGCCAGAAGAGGGCGACGGAGAGCGUGGCCGUCCACAUCGACGUCAAGCCUGUGUGCAAGCCCGGAUGGCAGGGAUGGAGCAAGCGAGUGGACUAUGACCCCGGCACAGGCAGCAAGCAGCUCUUUCCCAUGAUGCACCUUGAAACGUGUGACGGGCCCCUGUCCUCGGUUCGGGUCACAGUGGAACUGCAGACCCGUCACAUUGGAAAGGGCUGCGACAGAGAAACCUACUCAGAAAAGUCCUUGCAGAAGCUCUGUGGUGCUGCUUCAGGGAGCAUGGAUCUUCUCCCGGUCCCCAGCUCUUCCACCAACUGGACGGCGUCUCUGUUGACGGACAGCGGGCGGGACAGCGACCUAAUCUUCCGUUUCGACGGCCGGCAGGCUGCCAACAUCCCGGAGCGCGUGGUGCCUCAGAACCUAACGGACCAGUUCACCAUAGCCACGUGGAUGAAGCAUGGGCCCAGCCCGGGCUUGAGAGCUGAGAAAGAGACACUGCUGUGCAACUCGGAUAAAACCGAGAUGAACAGGCACCAUUACUCCCUGUACGUGCACAACUGUCGCCUCGUCUUCCUUCUGAGGAGAGACUUCACGCGGACAGACACGUUCAGACCAGCGGAGUUCCACUGGAAGCUGGAGCAGAUAUGCGAUAAAGAGUGGCACUACUAUGUCAUCAACGUGGAGUUUCCCACGGUGACGCUCUUCGUCGACGGUGUGACCUAUGAACCUUACCUUGUGACAGACGAUUGGCCCAUCCACCCCUCCCAGAUCGAUGUGCAGCUGACCGUUGGCGCCUGUUGGCAAGGCGGAGAGGUGACAACGCCGCGCUUCACGCAGUACUUCCGAGGGAGUCUGUCGGGACUGACCGUUCGUCCCGGGAAGAUCGAGACACAGAAGGUCAUCUCGUGUCUGCAGGCGUGCAAGGAGGGGCUGGACAUCAACUCACUGGAGAGCCUGGGCAAAGGCAUCAAGUUCCACUUCAACCCAGCCCAGUCUGUGCUGGUUAUGGAAGGAGAGGAGCUGGAGAGUAUCCACGCUGCCAUGGCCAAGGUCUCCUACAUCAACUCACGCCAAUUCCCCACGCCGGGGCUGCGGCGUCUACGGGUGACCACCGCCGUUCAGUGUUUUGGUGAGGACACAUGUAUCUCGAUCCCGGACACAAAGGCGGCGGUGAUGGUGCUUCCUCCCAGUGAGCCACGCAUCACCAUCCUGGGAGCAGAGAGGGUCACGGUUCCCGCCGCUGACCUCUGCAGCCCUGCCGGGGUCGCGCUCUUCAGCGAGGUCCACAUCAUCAGCACCAUCAGCAAGAGUGAUAGCGCCUUCAGCACAGGCCACAGACCCGGUGUGCUGGAAGUCAUGCAUAACCUGGACUACUGUGACGUGCUGGUGAUCGGAGAGGAGCUGAACCCCGAGCAGGAGGGUGUGGAGAUCCAUCACAGCUCUCUGCUGGGCAAACAUCUUGACGCCACCAACUCCACCUCCGGCAUGUCCGUAUACGGUGUAGACUCAAUGGCACAUUAUGAGCAGACCAUCCGGCAGGUGAGGUACCGCAAUCGUCAUCCGGCCGGCCUGUCGGAGAGAAAAUUCCGGCUCACCUGUUCCGAACUCAACGGCCGCUACACCAGCAAUGAGUUUAACCUGGAGGUCGGCAUAGUGCACAGCUCGGAGGCUGUGGAGCACGCAAACCAUGCCGCCGCCCAGGCCCAGUUCAUGCGUCCUGUGCAUCACCCGCUGGUGGUCCAUGCCGUGGACUCUGGCCACAUCUCAGGCACGCCCCCAGCAGCCACGGCAGUGAUCGUUCUGUGUAUCGCUGCCCUGGUGGCCAUUGUGGUGUUGGGCAUCUACCGCAUUCACACCACCCACCAGGAAGGCUUGCGAGAGGACGAAGAUGGGGGGAAGGAGCCAGAAAUGGACUGGGACGACUCCACCCUCACCAUCACUGUCAACCCAAUGGAGAAUAUUGUUGGCACACAGAGUGCAGGCGAGACCAGGGACGAGGAGCCUGAGGAGGAAGACGAAGAUGAUGAUGAUGAGGAUGAAGAACUGGCUGCAAAUCUGUCCAGCGCAGAGUCAGAGGACAGUGAGGAAGAGGAGCAGAGGGAAGUGAAGAAGGGCAAUCUGAAGGGCAGAGUGGAGUGGGAUCCCUCUACACUACCCUAUUAGCAUCCCAUUCCACUCUGUCACACACACACACACACACACACACACACACUCACACACAUACACACACACACCCACACACACACA
Molecule: messenger RNA, 3242 nt
Organism: Electrophorus electricus (electric eel)
Lineage: Eukaryota; Metazoa; Chordata; Actinopteri; Gymnotiformes; Gymnotidae
Gene: clstn2a
Product: calsyntenin 2a
Biological process (GO): positive regulation of synaptic transmission; positive regulation of synapse assembly; homophilic cell-cell adhesion
Cellular component (GO): postsynaptic membrane; cell surface
Molecular function (GO): calcium ion binding
Source: RefSeq, a predicted model, not a curated record